CACCAAGAUAAUGACAAUAGUUACCUUGGCAACAAGAUACAGGCGUUGUUAUAGCUGCCUAGCAACAAAGUUUCCGUUGCUGUGGUAAAUAUGAUGCAAAAUAGCCGAACAUAGAGUCUGAAGAAAAAAUAUUAACAAGCAAAAGAUAGGAAAUGAUAGUUCUCUUGAACAAUAAUUAUAAAGUACUCAUAUUUGUGAGUGCAAUAAUAAGUAACAUAUUUAGUUUAGGAAGAAAAAAUAUGUAACAAAGAAAUAAGACGGAUCACAAAUAACAAAAUAGAAAAAGUCAAUGUCGCAUAAAUGUUUUUUUUUUCCGCGUCGUUAAAUCCUUCUGUUCCUAGAAAAUGAAUAACCAAAUAUUCGUGUGAGCCCUCUCUACCAAGCCACCCUUUUCACAAGCCUUUUACUUUUAAUAAUAAUGAAAAUAUGUAGUACGUCGUUGAAGGGGAACUUAAAACGGUGUCGAAAAUAUAUCAUUUUUGUGACCGUUGUAAUUUUAAUGGCUGGUGCCUCCUACGACGGGACGGAAACAGCACAUGACACUUGUCGACAACCAGCGAAUUCCCUCACGAGAUCAUGAGAGAAGCCAUCAGCGCUGACACAAGGAGUCCAUUUGAAAACAAUACCACGCUUCAUAUGACGACGAGGCCUCUUGAACUCGCUGGGAUAAUAGGAAUUCAAUCUGUUGUGUGCGUCUAGAGUUCUCGCAUAACGUCUACACAAUACAUGAAUACGCAAGCACGAAUACCCGCUGGGAUCUUUAUGAAAUCUUGUCCGAUUUGUAAACAUGCUUCUUCACAGAAGGGACGAAAACGGGGAGCUUAACUCUAUUAAUGUUCUCUCACGAGUUACGUUCGCGUGGGUUGGGAAGACUCUUACGCACGGGAACAAAAUUUCACUGCAGGACACGGAUUUGUUGGAACAAAGAGAGAAGGAUUCCGCGAAGCACUUGACUUCUCUCCUUGAUGCGUCGUACACGAGAGCGAAGAAGAAAACAAGCAGAAAAGACCACACAUUGCUUAUGGCCAUAUUCAAGUGUUUUGCCGUUCAGUUCACCACUCAACUCUUUUACGCCGUUGUCGUGAUGAUUUGCUCCAGCCUACUGCCCGUGCUUCUCGCACUUCUGGCUACAGAACACCAUUCAUCUCGCACCGUCUCGUAUCUAUACGCCGGGGGACUGGGCGCCAUUGCGUUCGCUAUGGCUGUCUUUCGGCAGCUUGCGGUGUAUGAUGGGUACAGUGUCGGGGUCAAGGUCAAAAUAGCUCUGAUGGGGCUCAUCUACAGAAAGAUAUUACGCUUGAGUAGCAGCUAUCACCAUGACGUUACACCUGGGUACAGGUCAAUGGAAUGUAAGACAAUCGAGCGGGCGUGCAGGCACGUCACGUGGUGCAUUAUGGUCCCUGUUCACCUUGUCAUCGUGACUGCGUUGUCAUGGCAAUAUGUCGGCUGGCUAAGCCUUGUGGGUAGUGGGUUGUUCGUGGUGCUUUUAAUAUCGCAAGGGAUCUCUCGCAAGGUGGCCUCUACACUCAGUAGACGUGUCGCCGAGUAUUCCGCUAACCGUGUCGCGACUGUGCGACAGGUCGUCACUGGGAUACGAUCCGUUAAAAUGUUGGCGUGGGAAUCACCUCUCAUGAGCCUCAUCAGUGACCUACGAAGACGAGAACUACGGUACAUUCGACUCAGGUUUUUGCUGACGUGCUACAAUCACGUGACAAGCAUCUGCUCCAGUCCCCUGGUCUCACUCGUCAUCUUCCCGGCGUACGCCAUAUUAGGGAAUGAACUAGUCGCUGCGAAUGUCUUCGCGACUGUUGCACUCUAUUCGUCUCUGAACAUUACCACAGCAAACACAUCUAGCUUUGCGUCAAUAUUUACUGAAACUCUCGUAGCAGCGCAAAAACUACAGAUGUUUUUAGAGUCCGAGGAAUUUCAAGGCGCGUUACAGCUAAACAGAGACGCCGCAACAACAAAAUCAAGCGAUAAAGUUGAAUACUUCAUAAACCCGGCUUUUCAACUUGAAAAGACUUCAUCCACGGACGUUAAGUUGAUCAGUUUUAAAAGUCUAGAAGAAAAAGAAGAACGGAGAAAGCUGUGCGUCCCACUUCAGGCGACACUUGAUAAAAAUCGCUUUAAGCCAAAGGUAGUGAUGAAAAACGCGUGUUAUGGCUCAUUAGCUAAAUCCGUGUUAUCCGACAUCACGCUCAAGCUCAAGGGAUCCCGUCUAAUUGGUAUUACUGGACCAUGUGGGAGCGGGAAAUCCUCUUUAUUACUAGCAAUCCUAAACGAGAUGUCCCUGAUUUCCGGAGAGGCCGUGGUUCAGGGGGAGACGGUUUAUGUCCCACAAGUGCCCUGGGUGUAUGCUGGGACCCUACGUGAUAAUGUGCUGUUUGGGGCCCCAUACGAUGAGACGAGAUAUUGGAGCGUGAUCAACGCAUGUGCACUAUCAGAUGAUAUAGUGGCACUUCCUAACGGCGAUUUGACCACAAUUGGUGGAAGCGGAGGAGUCUCUCUGUCUAUUGGUCAACAGUCUCGCGUCAGCUUAGCACGCGCAGCUUACCGGAUGUCAGAUAUCUACCUGUUUGAUGAACCUUUUUGUGCUAUCAGUGACAGCACAUCGACGCACUUCAUGAGCAAAUGUGUCUGUGGUUUCCUUAGCAGCAGCUUGCGUAUACUGGUCACACGACACUCUGAUUAUCUAAAGAAAGCUGAUCACGUGGUUAUGUUAGAAGACGGCCGAAUAGCCAAUCAGGGGUCGUUUACAGAGUUGAAACAUUCAAUUCUGUUAAGUGACGUUCCAAAAAAGGCGCCAGAGCCAUCUCAGAGUGGUCAACCUCGGACACUUGAUGAUUCCACUGAGGAGAAUAAAUCCAUUCACCUGUCAGGUGGGAUCUACUUGAGAUACCUGCGCAAUGGUGGGAACCCUUUUUUCCUGGCAAUCCUUUUGUUACUGGUACUAUCUGGACAAAGUUUGCUCGCGAUCUGUGACUGGUGGCUGGCCUAUUGGACAGGCAUGACUUAUCCUCGUCAGCGAGACCUCAUGUAUGUUCACGUGCUGGCAGGUUUGCUUGGCGGAGCGCUGGUUAUUGCCUUCGUGUGUUUUGUCGGAGAACAGUCCUUAUUAUCACGCGCCUCGAAGGUCACCCACGAGAAGAUGGUAGUCGCGUUACUAAAGGCACCUUUACUGUUCUUUGACACGAACACUUCUGAAAGCAUACUUAAAAGAUUUUCAAGGGAUGUAGCUAUAACUGACGAAGCCCUCCCAGCAUCUCUUACCAAGAGCCUGCAUGGCAUCUUAUCCCAGUCAGCGGUCAUCAUUCUCUGUGUAGCUGUUAAUUACUGGGUCACCUUAGCUGCCGUCCCUCUCCUCGUGGUGGUUGUGCUCCUCAAGAGAUUUGCUCAGCGAUCCUUCCGAGACUUAAGAAGUCUUGAGUCAUCUUUGCGUACUCCCGUGAACUCUCAUCUCGUGGAGACGGCACGGGGGCUGAUCAGCAUACGAGCUUAUAGGUCACAGGAGUACUUUUCAAAAUCGUUCUAUAGGUAAGCUGAGAAAGAUGGGCCGCGCUAAUCACGGUAAUUUGCAACCUCUUACAGACCCUGUGCAUAAAGUGCGUUACAAUUGCUAAUUUGUAAAGUUUGGAUAAAACAAACAAACUGAAACCAAACGGGGAAAGCAUGGGGGAGGGGGGGGAGGUGCGUUCUUAAGGAUCCCCAUUACAAGUCAAAAUAUAUUCUGAAUCCAAUAGAAACCGUAGUCUAAGUGAGGACGGGGGCGUUGCGUGACACAAAAAACGGCUGCGCGGGAGACUAUAGAAGCCGCAUUUUCGGAUUUCAUACUCAUUUCAAA
Molecule: messenger RNA, 3841 nt
Organism: Nematostella vectensis (starlet sea anemone)
Lineage: Eukaryota; Metazoa; Cnidaria; Anthozoa; Actiniaria; Edwardsiidae
Product: ATP-binding cassette sub-family C member 4
Exons: 7
Coding region: 788-3538 (916 amino acids)
Biological process (GO): transmembrane transport
Cellular component (GO): membrane
Molecular function (GO): ABC-type transporter activity; ATP binding; ATP hydrolysis activity
Source: RefSeq, a predicted model, not a curated record